AUGUCUGUGACACAAGGAGAGCGUAUGUUGAGAGAUCAGGCGCGAGCUGCAAAUAAGCGCAACAACGCACAGACGAACAUGCAGGUGGAGGAUAACUCCACGAACGCCAACAAGCGUCACAAUACAGACAAUGGUGCACACAACCAGAACAAGCAGGGGGGGGGGGGCAGACACAGAAAAAGAAAGAAGCACGUGAAGAACGUACAAGCCCAUACUGCUUGGCAAUGCUAUCCCCACAUCGGUGUCCCGAUACGAAAGCAGUUCAAGCCAAGAGGGCUGAGCAGCGAGCCAAGAAAGAUGUACAGAUAUCAAGACUGUCCAUUACAUCUGGCAAAGUGGAAGACAUCACAGAGGGUGAUGAGCACUGAAAACACUGGAGGGAGGAAGCAAACAUGA
This is a messenger RNA of Sphaeroforma arctica JP610, 396 nucleotides long. RefSeq lists its product as hypothetical. Lineage: Eukaryota; Ichthyosporea; Ichthyophonida. The transcript has a single exon. The record is from RefSeq and is a predicted model, not a curated record. The coding region runs from base 1 to 396 and encodes 131 amino acids.